Molecule: messenger RNA, 1396 nt
Organism: Pelobates fuscus (common spadefoot toad)
Lineage: Eukaryota; Metazoa; Chordata; Amphibia; Anura; Pelobatidae
Gene: PIGK
Product: phosphatidylinositol glycan anchor biosynthesis class K
Exons: 11
Coding region: 37-1218 (393 amino acids)
Biological process (GO): proteolysis; attachment of GPI anchor to protein
Cellular component (GO): GPI-anchor transamidase complex
Molecular function (GO): GPI-anchor transamidase activity
Source: RefSeq, a predicted model, not a curated record
GCUCUCUGCGGUCAUGUGACUCAGACGCUUGGUGUCAUGGCGGCGCACAGGGCUGGAUCUGGCAUCACGUUUGUUGCCCUGCUAUUUGCCCUGUGUAUGUGCCCCAGGGCGGGCCACGGGCAUUAUAACGAGCAUACGGCAGAACAUUUCUUUAGAAGUGGACACACAAACAACUGGGCAGUUUUAGUUUGCACGUCCCGUUUCUGGUUCAAUUACCGCCAUGUGGCGAAUACUCUGUCCAUGUACCGAAGUGUUAAAAGACUUGGGAUUCCAGACAGCCACAUUGUCCUGAUGCUCGCUGAUGACAUGGCUUGUAACCCUCGGAACCCCAAACCAGCCACUGUAUUUAGCCACAAAAAUAUGGAGCUCAACGUCUAUGGUGAUGAUGUCGAAGUUGAUUACAGGGGUUAUGAGGUUACUGUUGAAAAUUUUCUUCGUAUUUUGACGGGCAGGAUUCCGCCUAGCACGCCUCGAUUAAAACGUCUGCUGUCUGAUGACAGGAGUAAUAUUCUCAUUUACAUGACGGGUCACGGUGGAAACGGUUUCCUCAAAUUUCAGGACUCUGAGGAAAUCACCAACGUGGAGCUCGCAGAUGCUUUUGAGCAAAUGUGGCAGAAAAGGAGAUAUAAUGAACUAUUGUUUAUCAUUGACACCUGUCAAGGAGCCUCUAUGUAUGAGCGGUUUUACUCCCCAAACAUCAUGGCGCUCGCCAGUAGUCAGAUCGGCGAAGACUCUCUUUCGCACCAGCCGGAUUUGGGAGUGGGAGUCCACCUCAUGGACAGAUACACAUUCUAUGUGUUGGAGUUUCUAGAGGAGAUCCAUCCUGCGAGCCAGAACAACAUGAAUGACCUGUUCCAGGUUUGUCCGAAAAGCUUGUGCGUGUCUACCCCCGGACAUCGGACCGAUCUCUUCCAAAGAGCUCCACACACAGUCCUCAUUACAGAUUUCUUUGGCAGUGUUCGAAAAGUAGAACUCACAAAAUAUCCCAUUACCUUAGGGACACAUAAAGAACAAGCACAGAAAAGGUUUUCUGCCGAUGAUGCCGUGAUGGGCGCAGUAACGUAUGCAAACCAGCUUCCUGUAUCGGAAAUUAUACACCAGAAACCAAAACUGAAAGAAUGGCACCCUCCCGGGGGAUUUAUUAUUGGAUUGUGGGCAUUGAUUCUUUUGAUUUUCUUCAAAACGUAUGGCCUGAAGCACAUGAAACAUGUUUUUUAAGCACUGAGAUUUAUGACACAACUUCUGUACUACUGACGGCGGGAAUUGUUCUGUGCCGAUGGCGCGAGGAAUAUCACCCGUCUUAACAGAUGUUCAGAUGCCACUGUUUGUUUCGACAAAUCGGACUUAUAUCAUACUGAAAUCUGUAAUAACAGCCAAUAAAACCUAUUUAAGGCUA